GUGUUUGGAAGCGCAUCACAAGCAGGCUGGUGGCAUGUUAAACAAUCUGGCGCUGUAUGUGUAAAAGAAGAACAAGUGUGAGAGUAAGAGUAAGUGAAUUUCUUCCAACAACGACCUCUUGCCAGGCACAUCAAUCAAUCAAUCAAUGAACGUCAGCGCGAAAAGUAGUGAAGGAAGUAGAAAGUUUAGUGUAGUGAAGGAGCGAAUAAGAAGGUAGAAGGUACUUAGGACUAGUGCGUAGGAGAGACCUCGUUUCUGGAUAUAUUAAUGCUGAAAGACAAGACCUCGAAUAAGAAAAUUAAGAGGGGUUGUAGAGGAUCAAGGUUAGCCUCUACUUUCGGUGAAUCCUACUACUUAGAAGAUUUAAUCGAUUUUCAAGCUGCUCCUGAUUCCUCUUCCCCGCUACCAGCUCAACCGAGAGCUGCUGCAGCAGUUCAUACGAAGCAAGCAAGAAAGCAGUCUAGUAGUGGGUCGGCAGAAAGAGAUGCGUCUUUGAUGCACGUGCAGGAGCUACGGGACAAAGUGAGGAUGGCCUUAGCUGAAAGCUGUGUGGAACAAGAAAGCGAAGGAGGAGAAGAGGCCAAGGUGACGACGUUGGCGGACAUGCGAGCCGGUAAAGGGAAGUGGUUGAGACAAAAGGAGGCCAACAUGCACAAUUAUACAUUAGAGUAGUUUAUAGAACGGAUGUAGGAUGGACUUGGAUGGAUCGGAUGGAUCGGAUGGACCCCCCUGAUUCUUCCGAUCCUACUUGAAAUGGUGGAAAGUCCAUCUUCCGUUCCAUCCGAUCCAUCCCAUCCCGGAUCUGGCACCUCUAUAAACUGCUCUAAAUUACAUGUUGGGGGACGUGCAACGCCGUAUUUUGUGCAGCAGGAGAAUUUAGUACGUGGUCGGAGGAGAGUAAGGACAACAGAGAAGAUACGACAGUAGGUCCAUCGAUCGCGCCUCUUUCAGAGAUGAUGGCCCGCAAAGUGAUCAAGAACUACGACAAGCUGGUGGAUCAAGAAGAAGAGAAGAACAAAAUAGAAGAGGUGAAGAAAGCCUAUAGAAAGAACUCGAUCAACGUAAUAUUAACUACUUACAAAGAAGAUCUGAUGAAGACUCAGAGAAAUGACACAAAGCGAGGACGGACGAGUAAAUCCAGCCUCCUCCAUAGCUAAGAUGUUCUUGUAAACUUUAGCUCAUCGCCGGGUUAUCCCUUGGGGUCUGGUCUCAAAGCUGAUUUGGCAGGUCAGAUUGGAGACACAUGACAUGACAUGUCGCACGACAUAGCGCUACGUCGAACC
Amoebophrya sp. A25 is the source of this 1283-nucleotide messenger RNA. The record is from the annotation of a GenBank genome assembly. Lineage: Eukaryota; Dinophyceae; Syndiniales; Amoebophryaceae.